Adelges cooleyi (spruce gall adelgid) is the source of this 1598-nucleotide messenger RNA. RefSeq names its product peroxisomal biogenesis factor 3 (gene Pex3). Gene Ontology annotation, molecular function: protein-macromolecule adaptor activity. Bases 307 to 1317 code for a protein of 336 amino acids. The transcript has 2 exons. Gene Ontology annotation, biological process: protein import into peroxisome membrane. Lineage: Eukaryota; Metazoa; Arthropoda; Insecta; Hemiptera; Adelgidae. Gene Ontology annotation, cellular component: peroxisomal membrane. The record is from RefSeq and is a predicted model, not a curated record.
UUAAUGUAGUAACACGGUUAUCUUAUAAUUACAUAAAUCAUUGAGCAAUAAGCAUAAUAUUUAAGAUUGCACUGGCCAUGGCACCAAAUUGUAAAGUAAAGUAAUGAUUAUAAAAAUUAAAAAAUAUGUUAUUCAAUUUCUAAAUUGUGAUUUGUGAAUUAUUUAUAUUCUGUGAUAAAGUAUUUGGUUUGUCAUGCAAUAUUCUAUACUUGUAACAUUAAAUAAUUCCAUUUGGCAUUUAAUCCAACAUUUGGCUUAAAACUCCCAACGUUUUUCUUCAGCUGAUUUUUCUCUCAUCAAUUCAAAAUGUAUGAUUCAGUAAAAAAGUUAAUUUCCCGUCACAAGCGAAAAUUAAUAUUCAGUGGAGCAUUUCUCUGUGGUACUGCUUAUGUGGUUUACACAAUUAAAAAGAAAAUUGCUGAAAAACGUGAAAAGGAUAGUCGUGAAUAUGUGGAACGUUGCAGACGUCAACAGCAUUAUGAGGCAACAGAAAAUACAUCUGACCGUAUGAUAAUAGAAUUUAUAAAGCAGUUACAUUUGAAAUAUUUUGUAAAAAACUUGUGCAUUGAUGAUAUUAUUGAACAAUUAAAAAAAAAAAAUAGCGUUGAACUUUGGGAAAAAAUGAGAAUUUGUGUUUUUACAAGAGCUUGUUUGCUUGUUUAUGCUGAGACAUUAUUAGUAAUAACAUUAAAAAUACAAUUAAAUUUGUUGGGUGGUGUUGUAUAUAAAAGCUUAUCUCAAGAUUCACCACCAAUUUGUUCAAAAACUCAAGAAGAUUAUUUAUCCAUGUUUGGUUAUUUUAUUGAAGAAGGAGUUCAGCGUCUUGAAGAGUAUUUACGCAAUAAAGUUCUAAAAUAUGUACAACAAGUUCCUAUUCAAGAACAGUAUAAUUUACAGGAUUUGGAAAAAAUAUUUUAUCUCAUACAAACUGAUGUAGCUAGUGAUUCAGACAGUCCCUUUCGAUGCAUUGAUUCAUAUGUUUUACACCAAGUGUCUCAACCCCGAGAAGCAUUAUUGCAAGAUAUGGUGAAUGAAACCAGAGAGUUACUAAAAAAUGAAGAAAUAAUGUCAGUAGCACGUUACUGCACGUGUCAUAGUUUCAACAAGUUAAUGGAUACAAUUAUUGUAAACAUGCCAAAUCGAUCAGUUGCAUUACCUACUACCGUACAAAUGCCAUUUGCAAAAUGGCUACCAAUUUUAGACAGAUCAGUUAAAGUAACAGAAAAUGGGGAUUGUAAUUUUAAACAAGAUGUGCAUAUUGAUUCAAAAGUUAAGGUUUUAAGUGCAAAUGUGUAUGAGGGGUUUUGUUCUGCUUAAUUUAAUUUAUAUUUAUCAUUUGUUAGCUUGUUAAAUAGGUGUUUUUUAAUAUUAUAUACUAUAUUUAUACAGUUGUAUAUUGAAUGACAAAUUUAAUAUUGUAUUUUUUUAGAAGUUAAUAUUGGUAUUUUAUUUUUAGUCUUUAUUCAAAUUUGUUUAUCAUAAAUGAAAUAAUUGACUUACACCCCUUAAAAAUAUCUUAAUUAGUUUGUAUAAAACGUCAGUUAACACUUAUAUUAUUUUGUCUGAAAAAUGUGUACUUAAAAUCUACAAAUUGAGUU